Messenger RNA from Megalops cyprinoides (Indo-Pacific tarpon), 10496 nucleotides. It is a transcript of the gene chd7, whose product is annotated as chromodomain helicase DNA binding protein 7. NCBI's taxonomy places the organism in Eukaryota, Metazoa, Chordata, Actinopteri, Elopiformes, Megalopidae. Gene Ontology annotation, molecular function: ATP binding; ATP-dependent chromatin remodeler activity; protein binding. The transcript is spliced from 38 exons. The record is from RefSeq and is a predicted model, not a curated record. Bases 456 to 9746 code for a protein of 3096 amino acids.
GCGCUCCUUGCUUGUGGAAGGUGAGUGAAUGUCUCGAGGAGAGGAAUCGAGAACGCGGCUGCCGGGAUCGAUUGGAUUAAACUUGAAUCGAGUGAAAUUAACACAAAGGAGAGAGAGAGUCAGCGAGGACGGGACACGCAGGCACUGAAACUAACAUCUACUGAAUCUGUACAUUUAAAGAACCGCAAAAACAAUAUAUUGCUGGAGAUACAUACUAACUACACUUUAUUUGAAACAACCCUAAACUGACCCAGCUAGCUAGUAAGCUAAUAACACGGUCCCGUAGCCUGACUUUGCCUGACACUGUGUUGUCUGAAAGAAUUAAGGAAAUAUGGAGUGACAUGCAGGAGAUUAGUUAACGGAUUAAAGGCUUUGAGGACAUACACCUCAGUGGAGGCCCAGAUUCGCUCGCCUGUCUCUGAAGCGCGGCGGGGAGGGAGGGUGGAAACGCAGCCAUGGCGGACCCCGGCAUGAUGAGCUUGUUCGGAGACGACGCCAAUCUGUUCUCGGAAGGGCUGGAGGGCCUGGGCGAGUGCGGCUACCCCGAGGGCCAGGUGAACCCCCUGGGCCAGCAGAUGCCCCUCGACCAGGGCUACGGCUCGCUCCCGUCAUCCCUCCACCACCCGUCGCAGGCGGCCCCCGGCCAGGGCCAGCCCAAGCUGAGCCACUUCGACCACUUCGGCCAGUACGAGCAGAAGAUGCACUUGAUGGAUCAGCAGGGGGGCCGCAUGCUGGGCGGCGCGCCCGGGAACGGCAUGUCCUCCCCGCACUCUCAGUACCACAACCCUCCCCCGCCGGCCGUCUCGCACGGCGGAGGGGGCCACCCCGUGUACCCGGGCAUGCAGGGGGAGAGGCACGGCCAGCCGUUCAUGGACGGCGGCUCCAUGUGGGGCCCCCGAGCGGUGCAAGUGCCUGAGCAGGUCCGAGCCCCCUUCCAGCAGCAGCAGCAGCAGCAGCAGCAACAGCAACAGCAGCCUCCGCCCUCGCAGCAGACCGGCCCCUCCGGGCCCCAGGGCCACAUGCAGCAGAUGGGGCCCUACAUGGGCCGGGGGGACUACUCCAUGCAGACGCACAACCAGGCGCCCACGCCACCCCGAAUGAACCAGUUCUCCCAGGUCGCGUCACAGGAGGGCGGCCGCGGGCCCGCUGGCAACCACUUCAUGGGGCACAUGGGCCCGCAGCAGAACCCCAACAUGGUGGGGCCCCCCAUGCGGCACCCGGUGCAGCAGCAGCAGCAGCAACAGCAGCAGCAGCAGCAGUUCCACCACCGGCCCGUGCCGGGCCCCAUGCACCCGGAGGCGGUGGUGCACAGCCCGCGCUUCUCCUCCAGCCCCUCCCAGCAGCAGCAGCAGCAGCAGCAGCAGCAGCAGCAAGCGGCCGGCAGGCCCCAGCAGAACAUGGGCUACAACCCGCGCAACCCGCCUGUCCCUCCCAACGCUGUGAACAACUCAGGGCAGUACCCACCCUACUCUGCGUACGGCGGCCUCAAUCAGGGAUUAGUGAACAGCGCGGGCAUGAGCCCCAGCAUGGGCCAUGCCGGUGGCAGCGGCCCGCCCAUGGCCCAGGUGCCGCGGUACCCCAACGCCGGCUUCCAGCCCGGCGGCCCGCAGGGACUCAUGCACCAGCAGCCCCUCCACGUAAACCAAAUCAACUCCCAAGCUAUGCACCCCUCCCAGCAGCAGUCCCCGGCAAAGCAGCAGCAGCAGCCGCCUCCUGCGCCCCAGGGGCCCUACGGCUCUCCCUCUCCCAUGUCGCCCCUGAAGGCCAUGGGGACCCCCGCCGGCACCCCACCCCCACAGCAGGGCCGCCCGGCCAGCGCCGGCAUGCCCAUGGACGUGUCGGGCUACCCCGGCAUGCCCCACCAGCCGGCGGGGCCCAUGGGUAUGGCCCAGAGGAGCAUGGGGCCCCGGGCCCUGGCCCCGCAGCAGCAGCAAGCCCCGCCCCAGCCCUACAUGGGGUUAUCCCCCGGCCAGAGGGAGCUGGGCGGCCCGCUGAGGCCCCCGGCGGGGCUCGGGGGCGGUCACGUGGACCCGCAGGGCAUGCAGGAGCAGCGGCUGCUGCCCGGGCCUCCCCAGCAGCCCCAGCACCCGGGCCAGCCGCUGCCACCCCCGCUGCCUUUCCCGAAGCAGCCCCAGCAGCAGCAGCAGCUGCAGACGUGCUCCUCCAUGCAGCAGCCGCUGCCGCAUCUGUCCCUGCACCACCAGAGCUCCCCGCCCCCGCACCCCCACCACCAGCCCUGGGCACAGCAGCACCAGUCGCCGCCCACCACCCAGAAAGUGCCUGUUCAACAGCCUCCUCCAUCAGAUCCAUCCAUCGAGAUGCCAGUAUCUGACAAGCCUCAAGCGGCAGGCCCGGACGCCCAGUCACUCAACUGUGAAGACCAGCAGGCGGAGGGGGAACAGAAGCCAAAAAAGAAGAAGAAGAAGAAGGCGAAGGCUUGCCUGGAGGAGGGCAAGAGCGAGGCCGCGGGGGAGAGCGUGGAGGACGGCCAGGGCCCCCUGAGGAGCCCCACAGAGGAGCCGUCCUCAGAGGAGAAGAAGAAGAAGAAGAAGCCAAAAGAGAAGAAGGAGCCCAAGGAGCCCAAGACUCCCAAAACGCCCAAGACGCCCAAAACCCCGAAAGAGCCCAAGGAGAAGAAACCGAAGGCCACCACUCCCAAGGCCAAGAGCGCCAAGAAGCCCAGCGUUAAGAAGGCUGACACAGAAACAAGCACUACAAAGAAGAAAGAAGUGAAACGUAAGCGGGAAUCCUCUGACAAUUCGGACGCCGAAAAAACGCCCCCUGCUUCACCGGAGGAGGAGGAUGAUCUGGGCGUUCAGAAGAGGCGCUCCAGCCGGCAGGUCAAGAGGAAACGCUACACCGAGGACCUGGAGUUCAGGAUCUCGGACGACGAGGCCGAGGACGCCGAGGCCGGCGGGCAGAAGUCCCCGUCAAACGCCUCUCAGUCUGAGCAGCAGGAGGCUCCCGACGCCGAGGGCCCCGUCGUGGAGAAGAUCAUGGGCAUGCGCAUGGGAAAGAAGGAGGUGGAGUCCGGGGAAGAAGUGGAAGUCGAAGAAUUCUACGUGAAAUUCAAGAAUUUCUCCUAUCUGCACUGUCGCUGGGCAGACCUGGAGGAGCUGGAGAAGGACAAGAGGAUUCACCAGAAGAUCAAGAGGUUCAAGGCCAAGCAGUCUCUCAAUACGUUCCUCUCAGAGAUUGAUGAUGAGCCCUUCAACCCAGACUACGUGGAAGUGGAUCGGAUUCUGGAUGUGUCAGAGAGCACCGAUGACAAUGGAGAGCCUGUCUGUCACUAUCUGGUGAAGUGGUGUUCCCUGCCCUAUGAGGACAGCACUUGGGAGCUGAAGGCGGACAUCGACCCGGCCAAAAUCGAAGAAUUUGAGAAGCUCAUGGCCCGAGAGCCUGAGCUUAAGCGAGUGGAGCGACCUCCUGCAUGCGACUGGCAGAAAUCCGAGAGUUCCAGGGAAUAUAAAAAUGGCAAUGCACUCAGGGAAUACCAGCUGGAGGGAGUCAAUUGGCUGCUCUUCAACUGGUACAACACACGCAACUGCAUAUUGGCAGAUGAAAUGGGUCUGGGGAAAACUAUCCAGUCCAUCACAUUCCUCUAUGAGAUAUUCUUGAAGGACAUCCACGGUCCCUUCCUGGUGAUCGCACCGCUGUCUACCAUUCCGAACUGGGAGAGGGAGUUCCGCACGUGGACCGAGCUGAACGUGGUGGUGUACCACGGCAGCCAAGCCAGCCGCAGGACCAUCCAGGCCUACGAGAUGAACUUCAGGGAUGCGCAGGGCCGUAUGAUAAAGGGAGCCUACAAAUUCCACGCUGUCAUCACCACUUUCGAAAUGAUACUGACCGACUGCCCGGAGCUACGCAGCAUCCAGUGGCGGUGCGUCGUCAUCGACGAGGCCCACCGGCUCAAGAACAGGAACUGCAAGCUGCUGGAGGGACUCAAAAUGAUGGACAUGGAACACAAGGUUCUCCUCACCGGAACGCCGCUCCAGAACACAGUGGAGGAGCUCUUCAGCCUGCUCAAUUUCCUGGAGCCGGAGAGGUUCCCCUCGGAAUCCACCUUCAUGCAGGAGUUCGGAGAUUUGAAAACCGAAGAACAGGUGCAAAAACUGCAAGGCAUCCUGAAGCCCAUGAUGCUGAGACGGCUGAAGGAGGACGUGGAAAAGAACCUGGCGCCCAAAGAGGAGACCAUCAUCGAGGUGGAGCUCACCAACAUCCAGAAGAAGUACUACCGGGCCAUUCUGGAGAAGAACUUCGCCUUCCUGGCCAAAGGAGGCCCCGGGGGCGGCGGCGGAGGGAACGCCAACGUGCCCAACUUGCUGAACACUAUGAUGGAGCUGAGGAAGUGCUGUAAUCACCCUUACCUUAUUAACGGUGCGGAAGAGAAAAUUCUGGACGAGUUCAGGGAGAUUCAUCACUCCGAGAACCCAGAUUUUCACCUCCAGGCGAUGAUCCAGGCAGCGGGGAAGCUGGUGCUGAUUGACAAGCUGCUGCCCAAGCUGAAGGCUGGUGGUCACAGGGUGCUGAUCUUCUCCCAGAUGGUGCGCUGCCUGGACAUCCUGGAGGACUACCUCAUCCAGAGGAGGUACCCUUACGAGCGCAUUGACGGCAGAGUGAGGGGCAACCUCCGACAGGCAGCGAUAGACCGCUUCUCCCGGCCCGAUUCGGACCGCUUCGUCUUCCUGCUGUGCACCCGAGCGGGAGGCCUGGGCAUCAACCUGACGGCCGCCGACACCUGCAUCAUCUUCGACUCGGACUGGAACCCGCAGAACGACCUGCAGGCCCAAGCGAGAUGUCACAGGAUCGGGCAGAGCAAGGCCGUCAAAAUCUACCGCCUGAUCACCAGGAACUCCUACGAAAGGGAAAUGUUCGACAAGGCCAGUCUUAAGCUGGGCCUUGAUAAGGCUGUUCUGCAGUCCAUGAGUGGGCGAGAGAACGCCGCUAAUGGGGUCCAGCAGCUCUCCAAGAAGGAAAUCGAGGACCUCCUUCGUAAGGGGGCCUACGGAGCUCUGAUGGACGAAGAGGACGAGGGCUCCAAAUUCUGUGAAGAAGACAUCGAUCAGAUCCUCCAGAGACGGACUCAGACCAUCACAAUCGAGUCUGAAGGAAAAGGGUCCACUUUUGCCAAGGCGAGCUUCGUGUCCUCCGGGAACAGGACUGAUAUUUCCCUGGAAGAUCCUGAUUUUUGGCAGAAGUGGGCGAAGAAAGCAGAACUUGACAUGGAUGUGAUAAAUGGAAGGAACAACCUGGUGAUCGACACCCCGAGGGUGCGGAAGCAGACCCGGCACUACAGCUCGGUGAAGGAGGACGAGAUGAUGGAGUUCUCCGAGCUGGAGAGCGACUCGGAGGACAAGCCGGCCGUCAAGCCCCGCCGGCCCCAGGACAAGUCUCAGGGCUACCCGCGCAGCGAGUGCUUCCGAGUGGAGAAGAACCUGCUGGUGUACGGCUGGGGACGAUGGAGCGACAUCCUGUCUCAUGGGCGAUUUAAGCGUCAGCUGAAGGAGCAGGACGUGGAGACCAUCUGCAGAGCUCUGCUGGUGUACUGCCUGCACCACUACAAGGGCGACGAGAACAUCAAGAGCUUCAUCUGGGACCUGAUCACCCCGACGGAGGACGGCCAGACCCGCGCCCUGCUCAACCACUCCGGGCUGUCAGCUCCAGUUCCCAGAGGCCGCAAAGGGAAGAAGGUGAAGACCCAGGUGGCCCAGCCCUACAUGCGCCAGGCCGACUGGCUGGCCAGCUACAACCCCGACGUGCUGCUGCAGGAGGACAGCUACAAGAAGCACCUGAAGCACCACUGCAACAAAGUCCUGCUGCGGGUCCGCAUGCUCUACUAUCUCCGGCAAGAAGUCAUCGGCGACCAGGCGGACAGGAUCUUAGAGGGCACGGAUUCAAGUGAAAUAGACAUUUGGAUCCCGCAACCUUUCCACGCGGAGGUGCCUACGGAUUGGUGGAACAAGGAGGCCGACAAGUCCCUCCUCAUCGGAGUCUUCAAGCAUGGCUACGAGAAGUACAAUUCGAUGCGGGCGGACCCAAGCCUGUGUUUCCUGGAGAGAGUGGGGAUGCCCGAUGCCAAGGCCAUCGCUGCAGAACAGAGAGGAGCUGACAUGAUGGCAGAUGGUGCUGAGGGGGGCGAUUUUGACAGGGAGGAUGAGGACCCUGAGUACAAGCCGGCCAGGAUGCCCUUUAAGGAUGAAAUGGAUGAGUUUGCAGAUUCACCUCUUGAUGAUAAGGAAGAGGCCAUGGAGACUGAGAAUUCAGCUGUGAAGUCGAGUGAAAACCAGGAGUUCGGGAAGCUGUACUGGCCCAACAGCUCGGCGCUGACCACCAGACUGCGCCGGCUAAUCACGGCCUACCAGCGCAGCUACAAGAGGGAGCAGAUGAGGCAGGAGGCCAUGAACAAGAUCGACCGCCGGAGGCGCCGGCCGCGGGAGGAAGUGAGGGCCAUGGUGGCUGAGAGGGAGGCCAUCAUCACGGAGAGGCGUCAAAAGUGGACCAGGAGGGAAGAGGCCGACUUCUACCGCGUGGUGUCCACGUUCGGCGUCAUGUACGACACCCACAAGAAGCGCUUCGACUGGAACCAGUUCCGUGCCUUCGCCCGCCUGGACAAAAAGACCGACGAGAGCCUGGAGAAGUACUUCUUCUCCUUUGUGGCCAUGUGCAAGAGGGUCUGCCGCAUGCCCGUCAAAGCAGACGAAGAGCCGGCGGACCCCACCAUCCUGAUCGAGCCCAUCACCGAGGAGCGUGCCUCGCGCACACUGUACCGCAUCGAGCUGCUGCGCCGCAUCCGCGAGCAGGUGCUGCCGCACCCGCAGCUGGACGAGCGCCUCAAGCUGUGCCAGGCCAGCCUGGACCUGCCCGAGUGGUGGGAGUGCGGCCGGCACGACAAGGACCUGCUGCUGGGCGCCUCCAAGCACGGCGUCAGCCGCACCGACUACCACAUCCUCAACGACCCCGAGCUGGCCUUCCUGGAGGCCCACCGCAAGUUCGCCCAGAGCAAGAGCGGCCAGCUCCCGGGCGGGCCCUUCCCCGGCCAGGGCCAGCCCCUGGCGCCCGCCGUCCCGCUCAAGAAGGAGCCGGAGCAGGACCCGCCCGGCGCCAAGGCGGAGGACGCCGACGCCCCCGAGGAGAAGGCGGAGAAGAAGCCGGAGGCCGGCUCCCCCAAGGCUGAGGUGAAGGAAGAGGAGGAGGAGGUGAAAAAGGAGGAGGCGGAGGUGAAGGAGGAGCCCGGCAACGGGGAGGAGGCGGCUCCCAAACCCGAAGAUGGGGAGGGGGAAGGGGACGCGACCCCAGCGAAAACCCAGCCAGAGAAAGAGGAGCACGAGGUGCAGGAGACCGGGGAGGGCCCCACGGGCUCUGAGCCCAAAUCGCUGUCUGAGAAGGGCUCGGAGGAGGAGGACGAGGACAAAAUGGACGAGGAUGACAAAUCGGAGGAGUCUUCCCAUGCAGAAGCCGGCGCCGCCUCUCAGGGGAAGCACUUCGACGAGGAGAGCAACGCGUCCCUGAGCACGGCCCGCGACGAGACCCGCGAUGGCUUCUACGCCGAGGACGGCGAGCCGUCGGCCGCCCACAUCCUGCACGAGCGGUCCUUCUCCUACUCCUUCUGGCCCAAGGACAGGGUGAUGAUCAAUCGCAUGGACAACAUCUGCGAGGCGGUGGUCAAGGGGAAGUGGCCGGUGAACAGGCGUCAGCUGUUCGACUUCCCGGGCCUGUUGCCUGGAUACACUCCCGCUGCCAUGGACAGCCCGCUGCAGAGGAGGAGCUUCGCCGAGCUCUCCAUGGUGGGUCAGGCCAGCUACAGCGGCAGCGAGGACGUCACCCUCUCUCCCCAGAUGGCCAAGGACGAGGUGUUGAGCAUGACGGCCCCUCGGCAGCGUCGCCGCAGGAGGAGGAAGGUGGAGAUCGAGGCGGAGCGGGCGGCCAAGCGCAGGAACCUGAUGGAGAUGGUGGCCCAGCUGAGGGAGUCGCACGCCUCCGACGGCCACGACCGCGCCGUGGACUUGACUAAAGCCUUGCGGGAGGCGACCACUUCUACCUCAAAUCUCUCUUCCAAGUUUCUUUUGCCCAACGCCUCCACCCCAACUGCCGAUGCCUUUAAAACUCAGAUGGAGUUGCUGCAAGCAGGUCUCUCAGGGACCCCCACCAGGCACCUCAUGAAUGGCUCUUUCCUGGAGGGAGACGUGCCCAUGAAGAGGAGACGAGGCCGCAGGAAAAAUGUGGAGGGGCUGGAUCUGCUUUUCAUGGGCAACAAGAGGGCAGCGCUAAGUGCUGAGGAUUCAGAAGUGACCAAAGCUUUCGCAGAAGGAGUGCAUAUGCCGCCACAACCACAGAGAAACAUUCCAUCCCCAGGCCAGCUUGACCCCAACGCCCACGUCCCAGUGAUCAAUCUGGAGGACGGGACCCGGCUAGUGGGAGAGGACGCUCCCACCAACAAGGACUUGAUCGAGUGGCUGAACCAGCACCCCACUUACACUGUUGACAUGCCAAGUUAUGUACCAAAGAACGAGGACCAUCUCCUCUCGCCGUUUCAGAAGCCCAAGCAGAAGAGGCACCGGUGUCGCAAUCCCAACAAGAUCGACAUCAACACCUUGACUGGGGAGGAGAGGGUGCCGGUAGUAAACCGAAGAAAUGGUAAAAAGAUGGGAGGAGCAAUGGCCCCUCCGAUGAAGGACUUGCCAAGGUGGCUUGAAGAAAAUCCAGAGUUUGCAAUAUCUCCAGACUGGACAGAGAUUGUCAAGCAGUCGGGCUUCCUUCCUGAGUCCAUGUUUGACCGUCUUCUGACCGGCCCGGUGGUGAGAGAGGAGGGAGCCAGUCGCAGAGGGAGGAGACCAAAGAGUGAGAUCGCCAAGGCGGCAGCCCAGGCGGCCGCCGCGGCCGCAGCCUCGUCCUCGGGCAUCAACCCCUUGCUGAUGAGCAGCCUGUUUGGAGGCAUGGACCUGGCCAGCCUGCACAACCUCCAGAACCUGCAGAGCCUGCAGCUCGCCGGCCUCAUGGGCUUCCCCCCCGGCCUGGCGGCCGCCGCUGCCGCCGGGGGCGACGCCAAGCACGCCUCCGCCAUGCUGCCCCUGAUGCUGCCCGGCAUGGCCGGCCUGCCCAACAUGUUCGGCUUGGGCGGCCUGUUCAACAACAACCUGGCGGCGGCGGCCGCCACCGUCAGCAGCAGCGCGGCCGCGGCGGCCGGGCAGGGGGAGUCCGAAGAAGGGACCGCGGCGGCCAAGACGGAGGAGAAGAAGGAGGAGGAGGGGGAGGAGAAGGAGUCGGAGAAGCCCGCCGAGGCGUCCUCGGAGGCCAACGGCGAGACCUCCCUCAACUCGGCCGCGGCAGCCGCCGCCGCCGCGGCUGCCGCCGCCGCCGGCAUGUCCACCAACCCGCUGGCCUUCAACCCCUUCCUCCUGUCCACCAUGGCCCCGGGCCUCUUUUACCCCUCCAUGUUCCUGCCCCCCAGCCUCGGCGGCCUGGCCCUGCCCGGCUUCCCCCAGGCCACGCUAGCGGGCCUCCAGAGCGCCAUGGCGGGCGCCAGCGGCGGGGCGGGCGGCGAGGAGAAGGAAGGAGCCGGCAAGGAGCCCGCCGCCAAGGCGAAGGCGGAGGACGGAGAGAACGCGGCGGAAGACAGCGACACAGACGAGAGCCAGAACAAGACUGCAGAGUCCUCCGUGCUGGAGGACGAGCUGGGACCAGCGGAGGAGCUGGACUCCCUCGACGGAGCGGAGGAGGCUGAGGAAGAGGACGACAACGAUGAAUAGUCCAGCGUCCUCCCACUGCUUUCAAGAAGUGUUUUAAACUUUUUGACAAAUGGUUAGCCCUACUGUUUACAUGCCAGUUAAAUAUCCAAACAUUUAGAUUUUGGCUUUUUUUUUUUGGUUUUUUUAUUUUGUUUUGUUUUUUGAAUCCCCCCCCCUAGUUUUCAUUUUCAAAGGCAAAAUGAAAUGGAAAACAAGAAGCUGUCUCUCUAACAUAGUGUAGCAAAAACAAAAAAAGUCAUGUUACAUGGAUGUCCAAAUGGUGUUUCUUGGUCCUUGAGUAUUGUGCAGUGCAUUAUUUAUUAUCCUAGGAGAGGUAUGAAAUUUCAAAACUUCAUCUGAAAUCUUUUAGGAAUUAAUUGCCCCAAUAGUGCUCUGCUGCUUCUUAUUUUCUUCUUUCCCUACCAUUGAUAUUGUGUUGACGAGCAGCAGCUUUCGAAAUCCAGUGGCAUACAGUUGAACGACAUUAGCAACCGCUGCUGAAAAAGGAUUAAUGAAGAUGUAUAUUUAACUUUUUUUUUCUAUGAUUUUUUGUACUGUUUUGUUUUUUGCUGUGAAGAUCAGGAUGAAAUUCAUACAUAUCAUGCCUCCAGACUCCGACUGUUCCGAGUUUCACACACUGACAAUCUAACCAGAGGUGUGAAGGACUCCGCCUGAGGAGACAGCAAUAACUAAGGCAGCUGUUGAAUGUUAGAUUAUUCUCAGAAAACGACACCGGGAGGGUGACCGCAAGAUAAAAAAAAAAAAAAAAAA